This is a messenger RNA of Podospora anserina S mat+, 276 nucleotides long. RefSeq lists its product as uncharacterized. Gene Ontology annotation, biological process: spliceosomal snRNP assembly; mRNA splicing, via spliceosome. The coding region runs from base 1 to 276 and encodes 91 amino acids. NCBI's taxonomy places the organism in Eukaryota, Fungi, Ascomycota, Sordariomycetes, Sordariales, Podosporaceae. The record is from RefSeq and is a predicted model, not a curated record. Gene Ontology annotation, cellular component: U1 snRNP; catalytic step 2 spliceosome. The transcript is spliced from 2 exons. Gene Ontology annotation, molecular function: RNA binding.
AUGUCCUCCUUCGUCCCCGUCAACCCCCGGCCCUUCCUCCAAGACCUCGUCAACAAGGACGUGAUCGUCCGCCUAAAGUGGAACGAGACAGAGUACAAGGGGAGAUUAGUCAGCAUCGACUCCUACAUGAACAUCCAGCUCGCCAACACGGAGGAGUUCAUUGAGCAAAAGUUCACGGGCACCCUCGGCCAGGUCCUGAUCCGGUGUAAUAAUGUGCUUUAUGUAAGGGGUGCUGAGGGGGGGGACAAGGGGGGGGAUACGAAGAUGGAGGAGUGA